AUUAUAAAAGUCAAAAAAUGUAUGUAGCAAUCACAGAUUGCCCCUUUAAUAUUCAACAUUCAUUAUUCAUUGCUUGCAUUCAUGUUAGCACUGUCCCGGAGGAUUACAAAGCUCGGCCAUGGACUAGUCCUCAUGGUUUAUAUAAGAAACCCCAUUUAUUUCACGACAAAUCUUUCACUUUUGUGUGUAUAUAUUUACUUAUUUUGGGGGGGGGUUAUAAUCCUGCAUGGAAAGAGMAAUCAGAUAUUCAAAGUAUUAAAAAUGACUUUAGAUUUAAUGAUUUACAAAGCAAAAGACCACGAACAUAAGUUAAACUAAUGACCCAAUGACCCUGCCUCGCCCUCUGAGACAUAACAGCAGUUAUCUAGUAACAUCAUCCCAUCUGUUUAAGGGAUUAAAAGCUCCCAUCCAGAGUCAGGAUGGAAGGAUGGAAGUGUGUUUUGACUUGUGACCGCGUGUGCUGUACCUUUUUUCAUUUCAAGGAUUAUGAGGCAGGUAGCUAAGUGGUCAAUGCCUCGCAGAGAUCACUGAUAAGGUUGGAGGGGUUCACCUAAUCCCCGUUGAGCACAUGGGCAGAGGGACAGCGGUAUAAAAGUUAAUGAUGGGAGCAGUAGGCUCUUCACUGAACGCUGAACAGGCUUCCACCAAGAGACACAUACAACAGGUUAUUGCCACCCGCCACUAUGAUGUGCUUGUUUAAAUUAACUGGAGUGUCCCUCAUCCUGUCCAUACUUCUGUAUAUCGCAGACUCUUAUCCAAACAGUGACAUGACAAACAUGGGCUGUGAGGAAUGCAAACUGAGGGAGAACAAAGUCUUCUCAAACCCGGGCGCCCCUGUCUAUCAGUGUACAGGCUGCUGCUUCUCCAGAGCUUAUCCAACCCCACUACGGUCCAAGAAAACKAUGUUGGUUCCAAAGAACAUCACCUCUGAAGCCACAUGCUGCGUUGCAAAAGAAGGGAAAAGGGUGGUGGUCGACAACAUCAAGCUGACGAAUCAUACAGAGUGUCACUGCAGCACUUGUUAUCACCAUAAGUCAUAAACUCUCUGUGAGGGCUGGAAAUCUCCUUGAUUGCAGAAGUAAAAGCUUGGCAACAGAUACUAUAUAUUUUGCACAACUCAUUCCUGAAGUUCCUUGUGUUUUAAAAGCCUAGUGCAGUCAAAAAUGUUAUUUUCCUGUGUUGUAUAUAUAUUUUCACACUACGAGGUUGGA
Molecule: messenger RNA, 1211 nt
Organism: Salvelinus sp. IW2-2015
Lineage: Eukaryota; Metazoa; Chordata; Actinopteri; Salmoniformes; Salmonidae
Product: glycoprotein hormones alpha chain 1-like
Biological process (GO): positive regulation of steroid biosynthetic process; thyroid hormone generation
Cellular component (GO): extracellular region; follicle-stimulating hormone complex
Molecular function (GO): follicle-stimulating hormone activity
Source: RefSeq, a predicted model, not a curated record